This is a messenger RNA of Penicillium argentinense, 1827 nucleotides long. RefSeq lists its product as uncharacterized. The transcript has 4 exons. The record is from RefSeq and is a predicted model, not a curated record. Gene Ontology annotation, molecular function: FAD binding. Bases 1 to 1827 code for a protein of 608 amino acids. Lineage: Eukaryota; Fungi; Ascomycota; Eurotiomycetes; Eurotiales; Aspergillaceae.
AUGACCUUGUCUGUGUCAUUCUCACAGGAUGUUCCAAUCGUCAUUGUGGGUGCUGGCCCAGUCGGAAUGAUUCUUGCAUAUCAGCUGGACCGCCUGGGUGUGCCCUGUAUUCUUGCUGAGAGGUCCGUUGAAAUCAGCAAAUGGCCCAAGCUGGACUUGACCAAUCGCAAAUCCAUGGAACUUUUCCGCAUUCUGGGAAUUGCCGAGGAAUAUCGAGGACUAGAGGGCAGCGUGAGCCCGGACGCGACUUUUGAUACUCAAUUUGCGACCAAGCUGGAUGGCAAGGGACAUUUAUUGGCCAAUUGGAAAUUGCCUUCAUCGAAUGGCCAAAGAGAACACAUCCACAAAACAAAUGAUGGCACACAGUGCGCAGAGGCCGGCCAGAGAUGCAUGCAGCCAGUUUUCGAGACCUGGUUGAGGAAGAAGCUGCAAACAAAGGACAACAUCUCAUGUAAAUUUGGAUGGACCUAUCUUGUUCACGCCGAAGGAGAUCAAGGUGUCAGUACGACAUUUGUCGAUCAAAAUAGCGAGCAUCAUGUCUUGCAUAGCAAGUAUCUGAUUGCGUGUGAUGGUGGUGGGAGCCGAAUCCGCAAGAGGGCACGCAUUCCGAUGACUGGUGGUCAAAUGCCCCUGAGAAUGCAUCUUGUUCAUUUCCGGUCGCGACAGUUUGCCGAAGAGCGGUCAUUCGGAAAAUACUGGCAUACCUUCUGCUCUCACGGCGGAGUGAUUCUCGACCAGAACGAUGACGACAUGUUUACUGCUCAUCUCCCGACACACCUGCUCCCCGAGGGCCCAGUUGACCCUGCAGAAGUUGUAUACCGCAUCAUGGCCCCUGCAGGCGAGCGACAUGAAAUUAAAAUCGACGAAAUCUACGCCCACAGCGAAUGGGCGCCCAACUUUAGCAUUGCUAAUCAAUACUACACGGAUGGGAUGAAAGUGAUUCUUGCAGGUGACUCUGCCCACCGCAUGCCUCCGCACGGUGGAUAUGGCAUGAACAGCGGGGUUGUCGACGCCGUUGAUCUUGGCUGGCGCCUUGCUGCAAUCGUUAAGGGGUACGGCGGCGAGCUUCUCCUCAAAUCCUACAAUAUGGAGAGGAGACCCAUGCAGAUCCGGACGCUGGAAAGAGCCCAUCGUCAUAUCAUGGAACACAUCAAAUUGGCACAGAUGUAUCCGCAGGAUCGCAACCCGGUCGAUGACGAUACAGACGAGGGAAGAGACCUGCGCGCUCGCGUGGGUAAGUUCCUUGAAGAAUCAGGCCCCGAAACUGAGGACCGGGGAGUCGAAUUGGACCUCCGUUACCAUUCACCUACUAUUUAUCAAGACGGUACCCCCGAGCUCGAAUGGACGCCCGACCGGUAUCGUCCCAGCACUCGCCCUGGAUCUCGAGCUCCCCAUGUGUUCUUGAAAGAUGGAAAAACGAGCAUUUACGACUUGUUUGGCCGUGAAUGGACUUUAAUUCAUUUUGUGGAUGAUGAGACCGAGAGUAUAAAUAGAGAGCCUGCCAGUGACCGCAUUGUCGCGGCAGCAGCCAGGCUCAAGAUCCCUCUUUCGCGUGUUGUCAUCAAGAACGAGCCCCAUGUUCGACGAAUUUGGGAGCGAAACAUGGUGAUUGUCCGCCCAGACACACAUGUAGCCUGGAGAGGAGACAACAUCUUCGACCUUAAUGUCGAUGAAGUCUUGCAAGUCAUUUCGGGUCAAAAGGAAUUCAGCAGGUUCCAGCCAUCCCAGGCAUCGGCAGAUGCCGAAAAAAGAUUCUCUGCUCUCGUCAAAGGAAUCACUGACGGAGUGACGGGCGGUGCGACAAUUGCUCAAGAUGACAUUGCAUGA